AUGUAGUGCUCUUUUUAAGAGAAGGAAACUCUAGCAGACAUCUUCUAUUAAAUUAAAGAUGUAGAUGAACAAAUAUUUGGUGUCAUACUAGAGGUAUUAAAAAAGGAAAAAGUUUAAGACUGUAUUGGAUUUCUAUCAGAAAAUGGAAAUACAAGAUAUUACAAAUAAUAUAUUUUUAAAGAUGAAAACAUCCAACUUUUUGAUAUGCAGUGGAAAUUAGAUGUUGUAACUUAAAGCAUGAAGAAAAUUAGAAAUAUUCUCAAACAAAUUAAAGUUCAUGAAUUUAACAAGAAAGAUUAUUCUACUGAAGAAAACUAAAAAUUAAAGCAACUUAUGAUUGAAAGCAUAAAUAAAAAUAGAUAAAUCUUGAAUUUUUUUGUAAUUUUUAGUUCACCUCACAACUAUAGAUAACACUUUAAUAUAAUGUGGGUCAAAUUGAUUACAUAUAUUAGUUUAGAUGAAAGCUGACCUAAAAAACGAAAAUUUUGAAAACAUUAAGAUUUAAAAUACUUCUUUCUUGGGUAGUAAUUUUGUUCGAUGUAAUCUAAGUGGAUCAGAAUUUAAUAACGUUAACAUAAGCGGAAUUAAUUUGAAUGGAGCAUUGUUAUUUAAAUGUAAAUGGAAAAACAUAAGAAUCCUUGAAUUAAAUAUACUAAAUGGUCAUAACGGUUUAAUCAAUUCGGUUUGUUUUUCUUCUGAUGGAAAUACAUUAGUAUCUGGUAGUAAUGAUAAAUCUAUCCGACUAUGUGAUGUCAAAACAGGAUAAUAAAUAGCCAAAUUGGAUGGUCAUUAUUUAAAAUAUAUGGUCAGGUUAGUGUAGGGAUUAUUUAUUUAAAUAUUACAAAAAAUGUUAUCAAUUUUGCUUGAGAGUGAUUUAAAUUUAAAUGAUACUACUUGUAAUUAAUAAUCUAAACAGAGAACAGUAAGCAAAAUGAAAAGAUUAAAAUAAAGAUCGAUAUAAUUACUUAAAGAAAACUUAAUUAACACAACAUUCUUUUAUUAAACAUCUACAAUAUAAUAUGACAGAUUUACUUAAUUUAUUACUAUUUACAAAAGAGAUUAGUCUUAACAACAUAAUUAAUAAUUUUGUAAUAUUAGUUCAUAAAUACUAAAAGAUAUUUUUUAUAAAAAAAAUAAGAAAAAAGAUAAAUUAAGAAUAUAUUUACAAAAAUAAACUUAAUAUAAGAAUGAUAAAGAAAAAAAAAUUAGAUUGGAUGAUAUUUCAUAUUGA
Molecule: messenger RNA, 1231 nt
Organism: Paramecium pentaurelia
Lineage: Eukaryota; Ciliophora; Oligohymenophorea; Peniculida; Parameciidae
Source: the annotation of a GenBank genome assembly